Messenger RNA from Myotis daubentonii (Daubenton's bat), 1543 nucleotides. It is a transcript of the gene KCNJ5, whose product is annotated as potassium inwardly rectifying channel subfamily J member 5. Gene Ontology annotation, cellular component: plasma membrane. Gene Ontology annotation, molecular function: G-protein activated inward rectifier potassium channel activity. Gene Ontology annotation, biological process: regulation of monoatomic ion transmembrane transport; potassium ion import across plasma membrane. Lineage: Eukaryota; Metazoa; Chordata; Mammalia; Chiroptera; Vespertilionidae. The record is from RefSeq and is a predicted model, not a curated record.
GGAGGGAGGGAGAAAGGGAGGGGAGAGAGAGAGAGAGAGAGGAGCCUCCAGUCCCUGUCGGAGGAGGGAGCGACGGAGGGGCUGGUGGGGAAGGGACAGGAUGGCUUGCAAGCCUCUGCCAGCAGGACCCGGCAGGGAGAGGCAGUGACCCAGGCUGUGGUGAUGGCUGGGGCCUCAGAGCCCCCUCCAGGGCCGCGCCCGCCCCUGCCCCGCCUCUAGGGGACACCCCAGAAGUUAGCAUCAGUGCCACUUGGAAGCAGCCACCGCAACAAGUGUCCCAGCGAUGGCUGGGGAUUCCAGGAAUGCUAUGAACCAGAACAUGGAGAUUGGAGUCCCUCCCAGAGACCCCAGGAAGAUCCCCAAACAGGCUCGCGAUUACGUGCCCAUCGCCACGGACCACACCCGCCUGCUGGCCGAGGGCAAGAAGCCACGCCAGCGCUACAUGGAAAAGACCGGCAAGUGCAACGUGCACCAUGGCAACGUCCAGGAGACCUACCGGUACCUGAGCGACCUCUUCACCACGCUGGUGGACCUCAAGUGGCGCUUCAACCUGCUGGUCUUCACUAUGGUCUACACCAUCACCUGGCUCUUCUUUGGCUUCCUGUGGUGGCUCAUCGCUUACAUCCGGGGCGACCUGGACCACGUCGGGGACAAAGAGUGGAUUCCCUGUGUCGAAAACCUCAGUGGCUUCGUGUCGGCCUUCCUGUUCUCCAUUGAGACGGAAACCACCAUCGGGUACGGCUUCCGGGUGAUCACGGAGAAGUGUCCGGAGGGCACCAUCCUCCUGAUGGUGCAGGCCAUCCUGGGCUCCAUCGUCAACGCCUUCAUGGUGGGCUGCAUGUUCGUCAAGAUCAGUCAGCCCAAGAAGAGAGCCGAGACACUCAUGUUCUCCAACCACGCGGUCAUCUCCAUGCGGGACGAGAAGCUCUGCCUCAUGUUCCGUGUGGGGGACCUCAGGAACUCUCACAUCGUGGAGGCCUCCAUCCGGGCCAAGCUCAUCAAGUCCCGGCAGACCAAAGAGGGGGAGUUCAUCCCCCUGAACCAGACCGACAUCAACGUGGGCUUCGACACCGGGGACGACCGCCUCUUCCUCGUGUCGCCGCUCAUCAUCUCCCACGAGAUCAACGAGAAGAGCCCUUUCUGGGAGAUGUCUCGGGCCCAGCUGGGUCAAGAGGAGUUUGAAAUCGUGGUCAUUCUGGAAGGGAUGGUGGAGGCCACAGGCAUGACUUGCCAAGCACGGAGCUCCUACAUGGAUACAGAGGUGCUCUGGGGCCACCGGUUCACACCAGUCCUCACCUUGGAAAAGGGCUUCUAUGAGGUGGACUACAACACCUUCCAUGACACCUAUGAGACCAACACGCCCAGCUGCUGUGCCAAGGAGCUGGCGGAAAUGAAGCAGGAAGGCCGGCUCUUCCCGUGCCUCCCCAGCAGCCCGCUGCCGGGAAGCUGUGCGAAAGCAGAGCUGGAUGCUGAGGCUGAGCAGGAUGGAGAGGACCAGCUGGAGGGGCUGAAUGGGUCCCGGGAGACCAGGGGCUUGGUGUAA